AUGAAUUCUGCAAUUGCUGACCGUGUUUUGCAUUUAGUAGUAGUUCAGAACUUGGCUUCCAUCACCAACGAUCAAACUCCAGUGACAGAUCAGCGCCAAAGAAACCUGGAAACGGACGGCAUUAGCUUUUGGUUCCCAAAUGGCAAAUCACAAACAUUGGGGGACUGGAGUGAAGUCUGUAUUGAGGCCUUCCCAGUUCUAGUUCCACCGGUCACCCUGCACACCAAUCUCAGCGACAUCAAGUGCGAGAUUGCCUGCGAUGAAGUCCCCAAGGCCUCUGAGAAUUUCCUAGCAUUAUGUGCUAGUGGUUACUAUGAUGGAACCAUUUUUCAUCGGAACAUCAAGGGGUUCAUGAUCCAGGGAGGAGAUCCUACAGGCACGGGCAAAGGAGGGACUAGCAUAUGGGGCAAGAAGUUCAAUGAUGAAAUUCGAGAAUCUCUUAAGCACAAUGCAAGGGGAAUCCUUUCAAUGGCAAAUAGUGGACCAAAUACAAAUGGAAGCCAGUUCUUCAUCACUUACGCAAAACAACCUCACCUUAAUGGACUGUACACAGUCUUUGGACGCGUAAUCCAUGGAUUUGAAGUUCUUGACCUAAUGGAGAAAACGCAGGCAGGGCCAGGGGAUCGACCACUUGCUGAGAUCAGGCUGAAUCGUGUAACAAUACAUGCAAAUCCUCUUGCUGGUUAGUCUUCCAUUGCAAUAAGACCUGCAAGGUUAGAACUAUUUUCUAGAAUCUGAAAUGUAUCCAAGCUUUUUUUUUUUAUAUAAGAGGGAAAUAUUUCCUCUCCAUGAAUUAAAAAAACCAAAUGGAGCGGUGAACCACUUUUGAGUUCAGGAUGCUGUGUUUGGAUAGAAUGAAACGAGAGUGUUUGUUUUGGCGUUU
This is a messenger RNA of Dioscorea cayenensis subsp. rotundata (Guinea yam), 883 nucleotides long. Its product is annotated as peptidyl-prolyl cis-trans isomerase CYP18-1-like. Gene Ontology annotation, biological process: protein folding; protein peptidyl-prolyl isomerization. Gene Ontology annotation, molecular function: peptidyl-prolyl cis-trans isomerase activity. Gene Ontology annotation, cellular component: catalytic step 2 spliceosome. Lineage: Eukaryota; Viridiplantae; Streptophyta; Magnoliopsida; Dioscoreales; Dioscoreaceae. The record is from RefSeq and is a predicted model, not a curated record. The transcript has 6 exons. The coding region runs from base 1 to 687 and encodes 228 amino acids.